AUGUCAAGCGGCGUAGAUCAAUCACUUCAAGAAGCGCUUCGGGAGUUCCAGGACGCUCUUACCCCAGCUCAAAAGCAGCAGCUCCAAGCUAUCAAGGCUGUCCCAGAUGCCGCUGCAGUCAUCACUCUCACCGCCCAGCUCGACGAGCAGAAUGCGAAAAGGCGCUCUUGCGGUGUUGCGACUCGCUUGUAUACGCUGCUCCAGUCAGUCCAGCAGUUUUCGUCGGUGGUGUCCACCUUGGUAUCGUCGCAUCCGAGUAUCGCAGCGCUGGUAUGGGGAAGUGUGAAGCUUACCAUGCUGAUUGCAUCGAACUUCGCGUCCUACUUUGACACGCUUUCCACCCUGUUCAUGAGCUUCAACAAGCUCUGUCCACGAUUCGACGAGUACCGAAUCCUGUACCCCCAGUCCUCUAGGCUGCAAACUGCGCUUUGCGACUUUUACGCUUCCAUCAUUCGCUGCUGCAAGCAAGCUCUUCAAGUGCGUGGAAGAUUGUGGUCCGCUCAAGUUGUCAACGCGCUAUGGCGUUCUUUCCAGACUGAAUUCGAACCGUAUGAGGCUGAAAUCAAGAGAUGCAGUAAAGAGGUGAAAGAAGAAAUCAACCUUGCAAAUGCACAAGCUGCACAUCAAGACCAGCAACUCGUGCGUCUUGAGCAAGAAGCUGCUGCUAAGCACCGCAGAACUGCAGGUUUGUUUUUCCAGGGAGCCAGUAAGGAGAAUGAUGAAUCUCGAAGGUGGAGAUUACAAAGGGAUGAGCGGAAGUCCCGAAAACACCGACAGCAACUGUUGGAUUCUCUGUCGAGUUACGACCAUCUCGUAGCUUUUAAGCAAGCCCGCAAGAAACGGCAUGGUAACACCACGCAAUGGCUGACUCGAACCUCGGAGAUGGGCCGAUGGUUGAACGAUCCCGGAUGUCCCGUGUUCUGGUGCUCCGGCAAGCUUGGGUCCGGAAAGACCAUACUCACAGCGAACGUCGUCGACCAUCUCUUCCUUCGCAGGCACGGACCUGAUGUCUGCAUCAGCUUCUUCUUCUGCCGGUUCGAUGAGGCUGUUUCACUCAAGGCUGAGACGAUCCUCAGAUCUGUCAUCGGUCAGUCUUUGGAUGUUGCUAACCUUCCCAAAGACAUUGAGUCCUCCUUAGAGCGGAUCUCGCAGAAUUUAUCGUCCGGUACCAAAGAGCUACGGGCCCUCCUCGAAAGCCUGAUUGCCAUGUCGCAGGCUUACUACAUCGUCAUUGACGCAUUGGAUGAAUGCGAAAAGAACGAACGCGAUACUGUACUGGACGUCCUUCAGUCUGUUGUUGCGUCAAGUCAAUUAAAGGCAAAGGUGUUCCUAACAAGCCGUGAUGGCAUUGGUGAAGAGAUCAAGAAACGGUUUCCAUCCCUGCAGCGUGUGUCCACAAGCUCUUCCGACGCUCAGUCCGAUAUCGCAAUCUACACUAGGGAGGCCAUAGCUGAGAAGCUGAGGAACGGAGACCUUGUUGUGGGGAACGACGACCUAGUCAAGGAGAUUCAAGACGCACUCAUUCAAGGCGCGCAGGGAAUGUUCCUCUGGGUAGCCUUCGAGAUCGACGACAUCUGCGCCCAGUGCAGCGAUGAGGAGAUCCGUCAAGUACUUCGAAGUCUCCCUAAGGAUCUGACGGAGACUUUCAACCGCGCAUUGCUUCGAGUAAUUGCUAGCCAAAAAGAAAAGAUCGCCAAGCAAGUGUUCCGAUGGGCGGCAGCGGCGAAACGACCAUUGUCUCUGCAAGAGCUUCGGGAGGCGAUCGCUGUUGAGCCCUGCCAAACCUAUUCCAAGCCUGAUCGGCUCGUAAAUGGCAUGCAUCGUAUUACAUCCUGGUGUGAAAACCUGAUCGUCGUGGAUGAAGAGGACGAUGCUGUCCAGUUCGCGCACCACACCGUCAAGCAGUACCUCUUCGGACUGCCAUCGGAUCAACGACUCAGCGGCUUUCAUUUUGGAUUGUCGGAAGUUGACCACGAAGCUGGCGAGAUCUGUGUGACAUACCUCAACUUCAACGAUUUCAAGACGCAGCUGAUUCCACAACCAAAAUCUCAACUCCCUAUCACGCCUGGUGCGAUCGUAGGCGCUGCUCUAGGAUACGGGACCAAGUCCAAUGCUGCAGCAUCUUUACUCCGAUUAGUGGGAAGAAGGACUUCUCGAAAGCCGAGCAAUACCGGUGUGGUACAACGACUAGCUAAUUACGGUGGAAGUACUGCCGGCAAUGCCUCGGAAGGACUCAAUUUGGGGCAUCCGUUUCUCCACUACGCUUCAGAAAACUGGCUCCUGCACACUGCCAACUUCGCGAACGGCAAAUCAAUGACGUAUGACCUCUGGCUCGAAAUGUUGCAAAGCCAGCAGACGCUUGGGCAGCGUCCGUGGACACUCGAGCAAUUUUUAGACUGUAAUGUCUUGGUUGGAGACUGGAUCGCUGCACACCAUCAUCACGCCUUGUUGUAUCAUUUUCGAGAGCCCUGCGGCGGCAAAUAUAUGAUAGGGGAAAGAGAUUACUCGUUGAGUUGGAGCUCUCCAAAAUACAAUCUGGCGCUGUUUCGAGAGUCCGCUGCAGACCGCUUUUGGGUAUUGAGUCACGAUACGGUGCUUUACUGGGCAGCUAAAUUAAACCCUCCCAAGACGGUCGAGGUUCUACUAGCGGCAGGGACUGACGUAAAUGCUGCUAGUUUGUCUGGCGUGACUCCACUCACAGCAGCUGCCGGCUUGAACAAUCUCGAGAUUGUGGAGAGACUGUUAGCAGCAGGAGCUGAUGUGAACGCUGUUGAUUCUGAUGGCUGGACUCCACUACACGCAGCAGCUAGUGGAGGCUGUAGAGAGACUGUAGAUACGCUGUUAGCGGCAAACGCUAGUGUGAACGCUGUUGGAUCUCAUGGCUGGACUCCACUACAUCGAGCAGCUAGUGGAGGCAAUCUGGAGGCUGUAGAGAGGCUAUUAGCGGCAAACGCUAAUGUGAACGUUGUUAGUUCUGGGGGCUGGACUCCACUGCAUGCACCGGCACGCGUAGGGCAUCUACAUAUCGUGAAGAGGCUUGUGGAAGCGGGGGCUGAUAUUCAUGCUAUGACUUCCGAUGGCCAGACUCCACUACAGAUGGCUCACGAUACAGGCCGUCUAAAGGUCGAACAGUUCUUAAAAUCAGCAGCCGCUUCGAAGUUGGGGAUGGACUGA
Molecule: messenger RNA, 3174 nt
Organism: Coniosporium apollinis CBS 100218
Lineage: Eukaryota; Fungi; Ascomycota; Dothideomycetes
Exons: 7
Coding region: 1-3174 (1057 amino acids)
Molecular function (GO): protein binding
Source: RefSeq, a predicted model, not a curated record